AUGGAUUGGGAGCCCCUGAGGGCCCGAGUUGAGUGCUGGACGCCAUCAAACCAUCCUUCUCCGUCCUUCGUCCCCGACCACCAUCUAGGAGAAAAGGCCAUCCCUCCAUCUUCUUCCUUUUUCUUCGCUUUGAUUUCAUCUCAAAAAAUCAGCCUUUUUCUUCUUGUCUUGCUGCAGACCAAUUCGCAUUUUUCCAGAGGAGAGAGAGUCCAUUCACUCAACAAGCAAGGCCUCUCAGCGCUCACGACUAUCUCACGCUUUAGCUCUCACAGCGGCGCAUUGAUUGCGACUUGUCUGUGUUGUUCAUUCCAUCUUCAACACUCUACUUUCAACGACUCUUUCUAG
This is a messenger RNA of Acaulospora colombiana, 345 nucleotides long. Lineage: Eukaryota; Fungi; Glomeromycota; Glomeromycetes; Diversisporales; Acaulosporaceae. The record is from the annotation of a GenBank genome assembly.